ACGUGUUUCUAAAUCCAACAUGGCGACGCUAGGCGACGAAGAUAAAAGUAGUUCUGCUUCAAGCGAAGAGAGCCGUUCAUCGAGUUGGUAUCUCGUACAGGAUAACUCCUCUGCAGUAAUUGAUAUUGCAAAUACAGAUGACCUGCAAUCCGAACCGGGAAAUGGGGAAAGUCAUGAAGGGAGUCCAAGUCGACAAGGAAUAUCAGAGACGGAGUUUAUGGAGAGGAUCAGAGAGAGAAUGGCACAGGAAGUUGGAGGAUAUGUUUGGCAGGCUGGAAAACAAUCAGCUAAAAGAGCAUUUGAUCUGUAUGCAAACAUUGAUAUACUAAGGCCAUACUUUGAUGUUGAACCCAUUGAAGUCCGAAAUCGGUUGCUCCAUUCACUGAUACCAAAGUUGCCCUCCACAGCAUCUCCUCAGAUAGUUGUAGGUGAGUUGUACGGACCACUGAUGUUGGUGUUCACCCUGAUUGCCAUUCUUCUCUUCAGUAUGAAAACAUCAGGACACACAGUGCAAGAGGGAACACUCAUGGGUACAGCUUUUGGCGUUUGUUUUGGAUACUGGCUUGGUGGUGCUGGAAUGUUCUAUGCAGUGGCUUUCAUGAGCAGCACCCAUCUCACCUUUCUCCAGAUUCUUUCUUUAUCAGGGUAUGCUUUGUUUGGAAAUGUGGUGUGUCUUUUUCUAACAACUGUUGGCUAUCACCAUUCCCACUCUUUUUUUUAUGCUCUGUGGUUGGUGUUUGGAGGUUUAUCGGCAGCCAGAUUGGUGACCGUUUUUAUGAGUCGUACUUUCAAUCGCCGUCAGGGCCUGAUUGCUGGUUGUGUGGUAGCUGGGGUUCAUUUACUGUUUUUGCUGUAUCUCCACUUUGCAUAUCAUAGUGUUUAUGAAGAAUCACCUGAUAUGAUCUUGUCUCGUCACUCAAGAGAGGUAAUAACCACACCCCUGCGCGAUAUGGUACCGUCUGUGGCUCAGUUCACAAGAAGUAUUGGAAGUGAUCAAGUGAUAGAUGCCAUUACUAGAGUCAAAAGAAGCAUAAAUGAGACUACUGGCUUGUUUGAAGCAACAUCCAUGGUGAUGUGAAAGGGAGCUGACAUUGCAAGAAAUAAAAGAAGAUUUUACUGCAAACACCAUAAUUGUGGGGCAGGCAAUGGUGGUGGAUGCAGUAUUUUAUCUACAAUAAAUUCCUGCCAUUUAAAUUCUCUUUUCAAGACCUAAAGUAGCAAGCUAGGUCUUGAAGGGUACAUUUGGUUAUUAGGUGGGUAGACCAGACUAUAUGUUCGUUAAUUCUGAGUGCCAUCACAUUGUUCCAAAAAAAUGCUAAUGAAAAGUUAAUGUAAAGUAGAAUCAAAGUAUAAGACAUACUGUAAAGGUAAAAUAAUUAAUGUCAACAACCUGUUGU
Messenger RNA from Stylophora pistillata, 1397 nucleotides. RefSeq names its product protein YIPF3. Gene Ontology annotation, cellular component: Golgi apparatus. The record is from RefSeq and is a predicted model, not a curated record. Lineage: Eukaryota; Metazoa; Cnidaria; Anthozoa; Scleractinia; Pocilloporidae.